GGCCAGCAGAGCUGGAGACAGAGCUGAGGCCCAAUUUGGGAUUUGACAAGAUGGCUGGGCUGCCUCGCAGGAUCAUUAAGGAAACCCAGCGCUUGCUGGCAGAACCAGUUCCUGGCAUUAAAGCAGAACCAGAUGAGAGCAACGCCCGUUAUUUUCAUGUGGUUAUUGCUGGCCCUCAGGAUUCCCCCUUUGAGGGAGGGACUUUUAAACUUGAACUAUUCCUUCCAGAAGAAUACCCAAUGGCAGCACGUAAAGUACAUUUCAUGACCAAAAUUUAUCAUCCUAAUGUAGACAAGUUGGGAAGAAUAUGUUUAGAUAUUUUGAAAGGUAAGUGGUCCCCAGCACUGCAGAUCCGCACAGUUCUGCUAUCCAUCCAGGCUUGGUUAAGUGCUCCUAAUCCAGAUGAUCCAUUAGCAAAUGAUGUAGUGGAGCAGUGGAAGACCAACGAAACCCAAGCCAUAGACACAGCUAGAGCAUGGACUAGGCUAUAUGCCAUGAAUAAUAUUUAAGUCGAUCCGAUCAUCAAAUGUGCAUCACUUCUCCUGUUCUGCCAAGACUUCUUCCUUUUUUGUUUGCAUUUAAUGGACACAGUCUUAGAACCAUUACAGAAUAAAAGCCAGACAUCUUCAGUACUUUGGUGAUUAAAUGCACAUGCACAUUAGCAAAUUUAUGUCUUGUCCUGAUUCACUGUUGUAAAGCAUGAGCAGAGGCUAGAAGUAUCAUCUGGAUUGUUGUGAAACGUAUAAAAGCAGUGGUUCUCUGCUUUUAUUCAUUUCCCUCAUCAUGGUUUAAGUAUAAAGCACUGUGAAUGAAGGUAGUUUUCAGGGUUAGCUGCAGGGGUUUGGGUGUUUUUCUUUCUUUCUUUCUUUUUUUUUUAGGGGGAAAGUAGUUUUAAUUUUAUGGAAUCCUUUCCCCCCCUUUAUGGGAAUCUAAUUGUAUUGGUUAAAAGCAGCUAACCAGUUCUUUAGAGUACACUCUCUAGCCAAGUCUAACUUUAGACACCAUAGAUGGACAAGCUCGAUUAUUUGAACCCAACAUGGGAAUAUUAAACAAACAUCACAGCCCUCACUAAUGUCAUUGUGACUUUGCUGUCAAGUGUAGAUUUUCUCCCUUCAGAAAAAGCUUGUGACCAUUUUGUAUGGCUUGUCUGGAAACUUCUGUAAAUCUUAUGUUUUAGUAAAAUAUUUUUUGUUAUUCUAAAAAAAAA
Messenger RNA from Dipodomys spectabilis (banner-tailed kangaroo rat), 1207 nucleotides. Its product is annotated as ubiquitin-conjugating enzyme E2 N-like. The transcript has a single exon. The record is from RefSeq and is a predicted model, not a curated record. Bases 51 to 509 code for a protein of 152 amino acids. Lineage: Eukaryota; Metazoa; Chordata; Mammalia; Rodentia; Heteromyidae.